Messenger RNA from Puccinia triticina, 1389 nucleotides. RefSeq lists its product as uncharacterized. The transcript has 2 exons. The record is from RefSeq and is a predicted model, not a curated record. Lineage: Eukaryota; Fungi; Basidiomycota; Pucciniomycetes; Pucciniales; Pucciniaceae. Bases 1 to 1389 code for a protein of 462 amino acids.
AUGCCAAAUAUCUUGGAUCUUCCGUGGGAAAUCUUCGAGGGCAUCUACAAGCAUGUCAUCGAGGACGGCGAUAGUUACUUGUGGGCAAUGUGGACCGGAGCAAGAGACAGCCCUCCCGGUACAAGAACCAUGACCGCAAAGUUGAGACUGGUCUGUCGCCAAUGGGCGGACUGGUUAUACGUCCAUUACCUUUAUCAUACGAUCACCUUCGGAAGUGCUUCGCGAGCGCUCCGUUUCACCAAGGACCAAAUCGCCAGACGUUCGAAAAAUCUUCCACGUGCUAGAUGUCACAGUCUACAGGUCAUCGAGAUUCUCACCUGGGGUCCUCCGCCGGUCGAUAAAAAUACUCCGGGCUUAGGGAUCUCAAUGAAAUUAGCCAAAGCAAGAACCAGGAAACCCAAUGAUACGAUCACUUCCGAAAUCUUGGAAGGUCUCAUCGAGCUGUUCACCGAUUCGAUCGUCAAACUCAACUUGAGGUUCUGGCAUGUCAUGUCCCUUCCUGCGAGCACGAUUGAGAAGAUAGGGCGCAUCGAAAAUCUGCGCACCAUGACACUCGGUCACGAAUUGCCAGAAACCCUUCCAGGUCCCCCACAGCCAUUAUAUCCGCUUUACCACAACAGUUCCGAUGAGGAGCUUGAACAACAAUUACGCCGCGGGGAAGUAGCGGAUGAUGAUGAAGAUGAACCUCCAACCGAAAUGGACCCAGUCAAGUCGAAAAUCGAUUCUGAUUGCUUGAAGUCGUUGAUCCUAGCCACUCGAAAUUUACAGUCACUCGAUAUAUCCGACUUGGAUCCUAUUUGCCUACCAAAGCCAAUCUCCUCUAGUCUCUCCAGCCAUCAAAUACUGCCUACGAUAACCCACCUAGACGUUAACCUAGAGGGGCAAAGUCUAGCCAGACUCGUAGAUCUUUCUAUUGCUCUCAAAGGUACUUUGAAAGUACUUUCCCUUAAGGAUCAAUAUGGAAACAAUCCCGGUCGAAUGAUCGUACCCGUUUUCGAAAAUCUUAGAGAAUCGCUCGAAGGCCUCUUCGUGCCAAACGACAAGAUCCUGAAGCCUGUUGCCCGAUUCCAGUUCCCGAAAUUGCGCGUAUUCAAGACGAUCUCCUGGGAUGGUCCUAUCGCCAACCUUCUGGAGAAGCCCAUGAUUUCACAAUCCCCCAUCGAGGUUCUUGCCCUCCGAGCGGACAUCGUCGAUCGCAAGCCCAAAACGAAAUUCCUUGUCAAUCCGUUUUCAAAUCUGCCCUCGCUGAAGCGACUACUGUUUUACGACGUUUCUCCUGGUUAUUCCGCACCACCCGCUUACACAGAAGCGUGUGCUGCCCGUUGCGUGGAGUGUGUUUAUCUAAGCACUAUGGACAGUGAAAAUGUCUCUUUGAUCAUGAAAUUGUAA